AUGCAUGUUGAAUUGUACUCAAAGGAAGCCAAACUCAUGAGAGUGGUUUGGGAAGUCCCUGAUAUUGAGCCUGACCGUGGUCUAUAUUUGAUGAGGCUAAUGGAGUGCUAUAAGGGAGAUCUAGAAGGGAAGUGGGAAACAAGACUUAAAGGAAUAAAACAUAGUGAUGUUGCGGUAUUAUCAAGACUGAGGUACAAAUAUAUGUAUAGACUGAUGACCUCGGAUCACAACCUGCAGAAAGACAUGUUGUUGGAAGAAGCUGAUAAGUUUUCAAAGUUAUAUAUAUUGCAGAAAUGUAUUUUGUUUGAUGAUGCGAAGGAGUUGGAAAAGAAUAAAAGAAAGAAGUUUAAUAAAAAAGAAAGGAAAGGGAAAAAGUGGCCGAAAAAGGGUAUAGUUGCAGAAGAAUGUUAG
This is a messenger RNA of Lactuca virosa, 411 nucleotides long. The record is from the annotation of a GenBank genome assembly. Lineage: Eukaryota; Viridiplantae; Streptophyta; Magnoliopsida; Asterales; Asteraceae.